Messenger RNA from Musa acuminata subsp. malaccensis (wild Malaysian banana), 1569 nucleotides. RefSeq names its product scarecrow-like protein 15. The record is from RefSeq and is a predicted model, not a curated record. Gene Ontology annotation, molecular function: DNA-binding transcription factor activity; sequence-specific DNA binding. Gene Ontology annotation, biological process: regulation of DNA-templated transcription. Gene Ontology annotation, cellular component: nucleus. Lineage: Eukaryota; Viridiplantae; Streptophyta; Magnoliopsida; Zingiberales; Musaceae.
AUGAAGCAUUCCGAGGCCCGCACUGACUCCCCUCGGACUCAUCGCCGGUUCUCUGUGCCUUCCAAACCCCUCCUCCUCGACUCCUCUCCCGACAACCUCAAUACUAACAGCAUCCUCUUCGCGCCCAACCUCUUCUACGAGCCCACCUCCGUCCUCGACCCACGCCUCACCUCCAGGUUUGUCACCGCCCCGUCGGCCGCACCCGCCGGCGUCUGCGAACCCCCUCGCCUCUUCCGAGGCGGCGGCAACUCUCACCAACACUUCCCCUCCUCGGACCAAUGGUACACCGCCUCCUGGUUGCUUCCUGAAACCCCUGACUUUUCCCCCCUUCCCGACGACGUCAACCCCUCUUUCCUCAACUCCCACUUUGACAUCCCCUUCGACUCUUUCGCCGCCGGCGACCUCGUUUCGUCGCCGUCCCCCGGCUUCGACCGUUCCCAGCUCGAGUCGCUCAUCCGCGCCGCCUAUUACCUGGAAUCCAACGAUUUCGACGCGGCACGCGUGAUAUUGUCGCGGCUCAAUCAACACAUACCCUCUACGGUGGUCUCCCCUCUCCAAAGAGCUGUCUCUCUCUUCAAGGAGGCGCUUUUGGGCCUGCUCUGCCCCUCCACCGCCGAGCCGCCCAUCCCUGCCCUGGAGCUCGUCCGACACAUCGAUGACCAUAAGGUCUUCUCGGACCUCUCUCCCGUUCCUCACUUCGCCACCUUCACCGCCACCCAGAUCCUCAUCGAGACGCUCGACGGUGGCGCCCGGUCCAUCCACCUCGUUGACUUCGAUUUCGGCCUCGGCGUGCAGUGGUCGUCCUUCGCGCAGGAGCUCGCCGAGAGGAGCGGCGCCUCCCUCUCCUCCCCGCCUGCCGUGCGCAUCACAGCCUUCAUCGCGGAGGAGUCCGCUGAGACGGCUUUUGCGGCGGAGAACCUUCGCGACUUCGCCCGUAACCUCAAAAUCAGCCUCGUCGUCAACUUCGUCCGAGUGGGCGGCCUCGGAAAGCUCGCCCUCAAUGACGUCGUCCUCUCCGGCGCCGGGGAGCCCACGGCCGUCGUCCUCACGCCCUCCGCAUUUCGCCUCUUCGGCAGCGGCGACGGCGCACAGGUGUCCACCGCCACGCUACUCCGCUUCGUCCGCCGUGCAUCACCGCGGGUCGUGGUGUUCGUCGACACGGACGGCGGCGCCACUUCCGGGGUAGCGGUCGCCCACCCCACGCUAUCGCUGCAGCGGAGGGUGUCGGAGGGGGUGGGACACUAUGCGGCGCUGCUGGAGUCGGUGGCGGAAGCGGCGGCCGCGACGGGAGCUGGGGAAGGGGCGGUGCAACAGGUGGCGCGGGCGGUGGUGCGGCCGUGGGUGGCGGCCACGGUGGGAGAGUGGCCGGUGCGGCUGGGCCCGUGGCGAGAGAUACUCGCUGGGGCCGGAUGGGUUCCCCUACACCUCAGCGAGAUUGCCGAGUCGCAGGCCAAGUGGCUGGUGCAGCGAGCCCCGGUGGACGGCCACCACGUGGCGAGGAGAAACAGGGCCCUCGUGCUGAGCUGGAGGGGGAGGGAGCUGGCAUGCACGUCAGCCUGGAGAUGCUAA